Molecule: messenger RNA, 399 nt
Organism: Acaulospora colombiana
Lineage: Eukaryota; Fungi; Glomeromycota; Glomeromycetes; Diversisporales; Acaulosporaceae
Source: the annotation of a GenBank genome assembly
AUGGCUAUCUUCAUCUCGACAGAGGGGAGCAGUGGUGGCUUUCCUCUUGCAAUGGAUCCAGAGCCGAGUUUAGGAGACCAGGCAGAGGGUGUAGUCAGGCCUGCAGUAAAAGAAUGCACCCAGAGUGGCCCUAGGUCAAGGGGUGAAAAACCCGGCCUGUGGAACGACAAAGAUGACGAAAAAAACGCGUCAAAGUUGGACGCGAGGGGGUUUUUGAAGGCGGGCCAUCGAUUGGUUUUUUUCACAAAGGGGAGCAGUGGAGACGUGAAAUUUUGGCAGAAUAGAGCUCAGCACACGAUCCUCUGGUCCAGAAGAACUUUUUUACAUACCUUGCGACUGUCCAGGGGGCGCAGGAGAGGAGGGAUGGAUGAGAUUGGUCGAAGAGAUGUCCAAGAGUGA